Rhincodon typus (whale shark) is the source of this 1212-nucleotide messenger RNA. RefSeq names its product kelch domain-containing protein 3-like. Gene Ontology annotation, molecular function: protein binding; chromatin binding. The record is from RefSeq and is a predicted model, not a curated record. The transcript has 5 exons. The annotation marks the transcript as partial. Lineage: Eukaryota; Metazoa; Chordata; Chondrichthyes; Orectolobiformes; Rhincodontidae. Gene Ontology annotation, cellular component: cytoplasm.
GGUAACCCAGCCCGAUGGAGGGACUUCCACUCAGCCACAGUCGUGGGGAGCCGGAUGUAUGUUUUUGGAGGCCGGGCAGAUCGUUUUGGGCCGUUCCAUUCCAAUAACGAGAUCUACUGCAACCGCAUCAAAGUGUUUGAUACCGAGACCAAUCACUGGCUGGAUUCCCCGAGCACACAGCUCCUUCCUGAGGGCCGAAGGAGCCACUCAGCAUUUACCUACAACAGUGAGCUGUACAUUUUUGGUGGUUAUAAUGCUCGCCUAGACCGACACUUUAAUGACCUGUGGAAGUACAGUCCUGAGUCCUCAACGUGGAGGAAGGUCGAGCCUAAGGGCAAGGGGCCAUGCCCGCGAAGGAGGCAGUGCUGCUGUAUGGUGGGAGACAAGAUCAUCCUGUUUGGUGGCACCAGCCCAUGCCCAGAGCAAGGAAUGGGGGAUGAGUUUAACCUGAUGGAUCACUCUGACCUGUACAUCCUGGAUUUCAGUCCAAGUCUGAAGACAUUAUGCAAACUGGCCGUGAUUCAGUACAGUUUGGAUCAAUCUGCACUCCCUCAUGACAUCCGGUAAGUUUAUUCCUGUUUGCUGCUAUACGCCACUCCUCUGCCGUCUGCAAAUGAGAUGCAACACUUUCAAAAGAAUCAAUGGAUUCAGCAAAAUUGGGCCCCCGAAACCAUUUCUGCCUGAUGCAGAAUAUAUAUGUAGCUAAUGAGUCACAAAAAAAACUUGCCUUUCUCAAAAAAGGUGAGAUUGUGGAACAGAGAGGUUUUCUUAGCUGAAAAUUGUAAAAACAACAUUGUGCAGAAAUCUGAACCAAAAACAGAAAUUGCUGGAGAAUCUCAGCAGGUCUGGCAACAUCUGUUGGGGGGAGAGAGACCGAGAGACACAGAGUUAAACUUUCAAGUCCAGACAGCUUUUGUCAGAGGUGAAAAUAGCUGGAAAGAUGCUAAUAAUGAUGACCGGGGGAGGGGAGGGAAUGGAGUACAUGGAGAUGCAGAGCAGGCAAACAAACAAAGUGAUAGCUGACGAUAAGGCAAAAUCUUAAGUGAACACCAUCACCCCGCAUCACCCCACCUCAGCCCACUUUCAGUUCUGUCAGGGGCUCACUGGACUCGAAAUGCUAACUCUGGUUUGUUGCCCAACCUGCUGAGAUUCUGCAGCAAUUUCUGUUUAGGAUUCAGCCUUCCCUAACUUAAUUGUUAGGUCAAUAAGUAG